Messenger RNA from Lemur catta (Ring-tailed lemur), 902 nucleotides. RefSeq names its product G protein subunit gamma 11 (gene GNG11). The record is from RefSeq and is a predicted model, not a curated record. Gene Ontology annotation, cellular component: heterotrimeric G-protein complex. Gene Ontology annotation, biological process: G protein-coupled receptor signaling pathway. Gene Ontology annotation, molecular function: G-protein beta-subunit binding. Lineage: Eukaryota; Metazoa; Chordata; Mammalia; Primates; Lemuridae. Bases 383 to 604 code for a protein of 73 amino acids. The transcript is spliced from 2 exons.
AAAAGUAACACUUUUGCUGUCCCCAGCCCCGCGGCCCCAGCCCAGCCGGUCUCCCGCGGGCGCGGCAGCGUCCUGGGCCAGGGCCACCGUCCCUGCCGCUUGGACCGCGCCUCUAACUCAGCCCUAACCAGGCACCUGGCCGGGCCUCCCGGGGUUGCGAGGACGUGCAAAGGGGACAGGGAUCGUUAAGCUCUCAGGACGCGGGGAAGAGCUGGCGUGACGAGGCGUCCCGCGGGAAGCCGAGCCCCCGGGGAGCCGGCAGCCCUGCGCCCGCGGGCGAGCCGCCAGGCCCCGCAGCUAUUCCGGGACGCGCCGCGGGGCUCGCGGCACUCGCAGCGGCUCCCCUGCGCCAGCCGGCCCCGGACCCCGUUCUGGGCCGAAGAUGCCUGCCCUUCACAUCGAAGAUUUGCCGGAGAAGGAAAAACUGAAGAUGGAGGUUGAGCAACUUCGCAAAGAAGUGAAGUUGCAGAGACAGCAGGUGUCUAAAUGUUCUGAAGAAAUAAAGAACUAUAUUGAAGAGCGUUCUGGAGAGGACCCUCUGGUGAAGGGAAUCCCAGAAGACAAGAAUCCCUUUAAAGAAAAAGGCAGCUGCAUCAUUUCAUAAAUAACUCUGGGGAGAAACUUUAUCCUCAGUGGAAGAACUAGUUUAUUUUAGUUUUUCUGAAUAAAACCAACAUGCCUUUUAAGGAAGUAAAAAUGAAACUUACAGGAGACUUUCUUAAGCACUAUAUAGAUAGAGUUAUGUAUAAAAGCAUAUGUGCUUCUCCACUUUGCUCACUAGACACCCUUUUUAAAACGACAGAAAGUAUCAGAUGUACAAAUAAGAACAUUACUUGUGUAUGACUCACCUCUUUCAGUGUAUUGCUUGAUGCCUCAAAUAAAGUUUUAUCUUGGGAAAAUGA